Molecule: messenger RNA, 630 nt
Organism: Nicotiana attenuata
Lineage: Eukaryota; Viridiplantae; Streptophyta; Magnoliopsida; Solanales; Solanaceae
Exons: 1
Coding region: 1-630 (209 amino acids)
Source: RefSeq, a predicted model, not a curated record
AUGGGGUUCGCUAUCAGCAAAAUCAGGAACGCCAAGUGGCCCAGACCAAUACAGUCAGACCCGUCGCAGAGGAAUUACAACUUGGUAUGCGAGUUCCACAAUACACACGGUCACAGAACCGAGGAUUGCCACCAAUUACGAGAAGAAGUGGCCCGACUACUCAACAAAGGGCACCUUCGGGAAUUCCUUAGUGAUCGAGCCAAAAACCAUUUCCGAGACAGGGAAGCGACCCAAAAAAAUGAGGCAAACGAGCCACAACACAUCAUCCACAUGAUUAUGGGAGGCGCUGAUACCCCGCAGGAGCCCAUGAUGAGGAAAACAAAAAUAUCCAUCACAAGGGAAAAACGGACUCGGGGAUAUAUCCCCGAAGACACCCUUACAUUCAGUGAAGAAGGCACCGAGGCUCUGUCUCAACCCCACAACGACGCCCUGGUAAUCUCUUUUCUUGUAAAUUCUUUUCAGAUAAAAUGUGUACUAGUGGAUCCAGGUAGCUCGGCCAAUAUUAUUAGGUCAAGAGUGGUAGAACAGCUCGGGCUGACUGAAUGGAUCGUACCCGCCACUCGGGUCCUUACUGGGUUCAACAUGCCAAGCGAGACAACGAAAGGGAAAUCACCCUUCCAAUUACCGUGA